GGGGAGGGGGCGGGUGUCGCUGGGGCGAGCGAACCGGAGAGCGUCGUCCUGAGAGCAGUGAAGGCGGCAAAAUGGCGGACCGCUUCUCCCGCUUCAACGAGGACAGAGACUUUCAGGGUAAUCACUUUGAUCAGUAUGAGGAAGGACACCUGGAAAUCGAGCAGGCAUCACUCGACAAGCCUAUAGAAUCGGAUAAUAUUGGACACCGCUUACUCCAGAAACAUGGGUGGAAGCUGGGCCAGGGAUUGGGAAAAUCACUUCAGGGGAGGACAGAUCCCAUCCCGAUUGUCGUCAAGUAUGAUGUCAUGGGCAUGGGUCGUAUGGAAAUGGAGCUUGAUUAUGCCGAAGAUGCUACUGAGCGACGGCGUGUCCUAGAAGUAGAGAAGGAAGACACAGAGGAACUGAGACAGAAGUACAAGGAUUAUGUUGACAAAGAGAAAGCAAUUGCCAAAGCCUUGGAAGACCUAAGAGCCAACUUUUACUGUGAACUCUGUGAUAAGCAAUAUCAAAAGCAUCAGGAAUUUGACAACCAUAUCAACUCCUAUGAUCAUGCGCACAAGCAGAGAUUAAAAGAUCUCAAACAGAGAGAGUUUGCUCGAAAUGUUUCCUCAAGAUCCCGCAAGGAUGAGAAGAAACAGGAAAAAGCCCUGCGGAGACUGCACGAAUUGGCAGAGCAAAGAAAACAAGCAGAAUGUGCACCUGGCAGUGGUCCCAUGUUCAGACCCACCACAGUGGCUGUAGAUGAAGAAGGAGGAGAUGAUGAUAAAGAUGAAUCAGCUGCAAACAGUGGCACAAGUGCCACUGCGUCUUGUGGCCCAGGAUCCGAAUCCUCCACAGAUAAAGGAGGCCCUUUUACUGCUGUACAAACCAGUAACACCACUGGACUGGCGCAGGCUUCUGGGUUAGCCUCACAAGGCAUCAGCUUUGGUAUUAAGAACAAUCUGGGGACCCCAUUACAAAAAAUAGGAGUGUCGUUUUCUUUUGCCAAGAAAGCUCCCGUCAAACUAGAAUCAAUAGCAUCUGUUUUCAAAGACCAUGCAGAGGAGGGAGCCUCUGAAGAAGGAGCCAAACCAGAUGAAAAGGGAUCUGACCAAGGGCUGCAAAAGAUGGGCGACUCUGAGAGCGCCAGCAAUCCUGACGGCAAGAGAGAGGAUGAAGAGCCUCAGGAUGGAGGCUCCCUGGCCUCCACACUAUCCAAGUUGAAAAAGAUGAAGCGAGAAGAGGGAGCAGGGGCUCCUGAGCCAGAGUAUUACCACUAUAUCCCCCCAGCACACUGCAAAGUGAAGCCCAAUUUUCCCUUCCUGCUCUUUAUGAGAGCCAGUGAGCAAAUGGAAGGCGAUGGUAGUUCACACCUGAAGAACACCCUGGAGAGCAAAAAAAGCAGUUCUCCCAAACCCAAAGGCUGCGUCAAGGCUGCAGCAGGCCAAGGAGUGGAAAAGGUGGUUAGCGAAGUCUCUGAGCAACAGAAGGAAAGUGGUACGGCUGUCCCCUUGGAGUCUGGAGGCAAAGCAGAGACAAAGGUAGCUUCAGGAGGCGAUGGGAGUGAGCAGAGCGGGCAGAACCAGGGUGAAAAGACUUCAGAAAACCAACUGUGUGAGUCUAACCCUUCCAAAGAAACCUCUCAGACUGCCCAUGCAGUGAAAGAAAGUCAGGAGGGACCCAAGCAUCCCACUGGUCCUUUCUUCCCUGUUUUAAGCAAAGAUGAAAGCACUGCCCUCCAGUGGCCAUCGGAACUGUUAAUUUUCACCAAGGCAGAGCCAUCCAUCUCCUACAGCUGUAAUCCUUUGUACUUUGACUUUAAGCUUUCACGGAACAAAGAUACCAAGGCUAAAGGGACAGAAAAACCAAAAGAUGUUGGAGGCUCCUCUAAAGACCAUCUCCAAGACCUUGAUCCUAGUGAGUCAAAUAAAAGCAAGGAAGAGGUGGAGAAUGUGGUCCAUUCCUCAGGAAGCAAAAUGGAGACACCUGUGACAGGAUCUGCCUGUAGCAGCCUGAGCAAGCAGGAGCCCGGGGGCAGCCAUGGCUCAGAGCCAGAAGACACAGGGAGAGGCCCUCCUAACAAGAAAGAACGGUCUGGAAAGUCGCACCAACACAAAAAGAAAAAGAAGCACAAAAAAUCCAGCAAACACAAACGGAAACACAAGACUGACACAGAGGAGAAAAACUCCAAGGCAGAGUCUGGGGAAAAGUCUAAGAAACGCAAGAAGCGAAAACGAAAGAAGAAUAAGUCUUCAGCCACAGCAGAUUCCGAGCGAGGCCCUAAGCCAGAACCCCCUGGCAGCGGCAGCCCUGCCCCACCCAGAAGGCGGCGUCGUGCUUUGGAUGACUCCCAGCGGCGAUCCCUUCCGGCUGAAGAAGGAAGCACUGGCAAGAAGGAUGAAGGUGGAGGUGGUAGCAGUUCCCAAGAACACGGGAGGAAACACAAGGGUGAGCCUCCAGCUGCCUCCUGCCAGCGAAGAGCUGGCACCCAACGGAACAGCCGGUCUAGCCAUCGGAGCCGGCCAAGCAGUGGAGAUGAGGAGAGUGAUGGUGCCUCAUCACACCGGCUGCAUCAGAAGUCUCCAUCCCAGUACAGUGAGGAGGACGAGGAAGAGGAGGAUUCGGGCAGCGAGCAUUCCCGGAGCCGCUCCCGAUCUGGCCGGCACCACUCGUCACACCGAUCCUCUCGGCGUUCUUACUCCAGUAGCUCGGCUGCCUCUUCUGACCAGAGCUGCUAUAGCAGGCAGCACAGUUACUCGGAUGACAGCUACAGUGACUACAGCGAUCGGUCACGAAGGCACUCCAAGCGUUCCCAUGACUCGGAGGAUUCAGACUAUGCCUGCUCCAAGCAUCGGUCCAAACGACACAAGUAUUCAUCCUCCGAUGAUGACUACAGCCUCAGCUGCAGCCAGUCCCGAAGCCGCUCUCGGAGUCAUACCAGGGAGCGAUCGAGGUCCCGGGGCCGCAGCUGCAGCAGCAGUUGUAGUCGUAGUCGGAGCAAGCGAAGAAGCCGCAGCACUACAGCUCAUAGCUGGCAGCGGAGCCGGAGCUACAGCCGGGAUCGUAGCCGGAGCACCAGGAGCCCUUCCCAGAGAUCUGGCUCCAGAAAGGGAUCGUGGGGUCAUGAGAGCCCCGAGGAGAGGCGUUCUGGGCGGCGGGACUUCAUUCGCUCCAAGAUCUACCGUUCCCAGUCCCCCCACUAUUUCCGCUCAGGCCGAGGAGAAGGUGCUGGGAAGAAAGAUGAUGGCAGAGGAGACGACAGUAAAGGGACAGGACCCCCCUCUCCAAACAGCAUCCUUGACCCAGGAAGGGGAUCAGAAAGCGACUGUAGCCCUGAAGACAAAAACUCAGUCACUGCCAGACUGCUCCUAGAGAAGAUCCAGUCAAGGAGGGUAGAGAGGAAGCCCAGUGUGAGUGAGGAGGUGCUGGCCACCUCUAACAAAGCUGGGCUUAAACUCAAGGACCCCCCACAAGGUUAUUUUGGACCCAAACUACCCCCAUCUCUUGGCAGUAAGCCUGUCCUUCCACUGAUAGGGAAGCUCCCAGCCAACCGAAAGCCCAACAAUAAGAAAUGUGAAGAGUCUGGCUUGGAAAGGGGGGAAGAACAAGAACAGUCAGAGACAGAAGAGGGGCCCCCAGGGAAUAGUGAUGCCGCAUUUGGGCAUGAGUUCCCAGCAGAGGAAAUAGCUGCUCCCUUAUCAGACCAACCCCUAGAAGAGCCAAAGUCCCAAGACGCUGCUGCUGCUCACCCUGUGGCUCUACUCGGUACCCCCCCACCCUCUGACUGCUAUACUGGGAACACAACCAUUUCCCAUAACUACCUCCCUGACCCCAGCGAUGGGGACACUCUUGAGUCCCUGGAGAGCAGUAGUCAGCCAGGCCCUGUGGAAUCGAGCUUGCUGCCUCUGGCACCAGACCUUGACCACUUACCUGGUUAUGCCCUUCCCAGUGGGGAGCCUAGUAUUGAGUCCACAGAUGGAGCUGAGGACGCGUCCCUGGCCCCCCUGGAGAGUCAACCCAUCACCUUCACUCCUGAGGAGAUGGAGAAGUACAGCAAGCUCCAGCAGGCUGCUCAGCAGCACAUCCAGCAACAGCUUCUGGCCAAGCAAGUAAAGGCCUUUCCAGCCUCAGCAGCCCUGGCCCCAGCCGCCCCGGCCCUACAGCCUAUCCACAUUCAGCAGCCAGCCACCGCCUCCGCCACGUCCAUCACAACUGUGCAGCACGCCAUCCUACAGCACCACGCUGCAGCAGCUGCUGCGGCCAUUGGCAUCCACCCCCACCCCCACCCCCAGCCACUUGCCCAAGUGCAUCAUAUUCCCCAGCCCCAUCUGACCCCCAUUUCCUUGUCCCACCUUACUCACUCAAUCAUCCCUGGUCACCCUGCCACCUUUCUGGCUAGCCAUCCCAUCCACAUCAUUCCUGCCUCAGCCAUCCAUCCUGGGCCCUUCACCUUCCAUCCUGUACCACAUGCUGCCCUCUACCCUACUCUCCUUGCCCCACGACCUGCUGCAGCGGCUGCCACUGCCCUCCACCUUCACCCAUUGCUUCACCCCAUCUUCUCAGGGCAGGACCUGCAACACCCCCCAAGCCAUGGCACGUGAGUUGGAGGGUGGAAGCCUUGAUAGGGUUAGGGAAAGUGAUUGAUAAAUCAGCCUUUGGGGGUGUUGAGCCAUUAAUACCAGCAAGUAGAGGCUGGAACAGGCAGUGUCUGAGAGCCAAAGAAUCGAGUUUUUGGCUUGCAGGGAUGGGUUUAGAUUUGAGGUUUGCUUUGGGUUUACUAUCAGGGAUUUUUUUUUCCCUUUCUUUCUAUAUGUCCUUUGUUCUCCUGUGUUUCUGAGCAAGGGAGCACAAGUGAGUGCUCCUCACCCCUCCACAGCAUCCCCAGACUGUCAAAUUUAGAUAGUCCUCUCCUCCAUCUACUUUUUAUUCUCUUCUCUUCCCUCCUAUAAAUUUUUAAAAACAUCUUCCCUCCUUUUUUGUCUGGUGGUUGUCACCAAAGCACUUGCGUGGGUCCAUCUGGUCUCACUUUUUCAGAGCCACAAGGAAGACCACGCUGCUCCCCUGGCAGAAAGAGCAGCACCACUUUGGGCAACGUCGUUGUCGCAGGUGAGAUGAAAAGGACAUCCGUCCUGGAUCCAGAUGCAACUUGGGCUGCAGUCCACUCCCCAUCUCCCAGGAGAGAGCCGAGCGAUGGGCCCUGCUGUCCUCCUGUCCCUCAGCCCACAAGAGGUUUCUGCAUAUCCCAGAAAAAAGAGCCUAUCAUGAAUAGAAGCUAUGCGGAACACAGUCACCCGCCUGCGUCCUCCAGGGGGGCGCACGUGUCUGAAGGGUGUAUUUUCUUCUGUUGUGUUGAUGUUUCCUUCUUAAUUUAUAGGAUUUUUUUUAAUGUAAAAAUUGCACUGAACUCUAUAAACGUAAAUGCUGCUUUUUGUAGCUCAUACAAAAAAAAGGUUCCAUAUUUGUAGUAUACUGCAAUAAUAUUUUUUACAUUCAGCUCUUUAAGUGAUCCUUGUUCUGGUGGCUUUGUGUAAAUAUGUUUGCCCUAGUUGAAUUAAGAAACUUUAAAGGUUAUAAAGUGAAAACAAAAAUAAAGUAUUUGUUUUCUGCUAGAUGCAAAAAUGACUAAGCAUGUAUAUUUUAUCAAGCUCAUGUAUUUUUGAAGUUACAAACUAUAAAAAUAUUAAAAGGUUUUUUGGCUGGGGCAAAAUAUUAAGAAUCGUUUGCGGUAAAUGGUGCCCUCAGUUCUAAGAUUUCGAACUAACAGUCGGCUGAGGGUGUCAGAAGGUGCUUGGGUGAGACGGUCUCUCUCAUGCUUCAUAGUACAGACAGGUGGAUUCCACUGGAGAGGGGAGGAAAGCAGAUGGCGUGACUCUGGUAGCAGUGAGGUUCUGGGUUUAUCCAGGAGGACUCCUGGGGCUGCACAGGGCGGCCUUGCCCAAGCAGUGCAUUUGCCUUCCUAGGACUUGGCCCUUCUGAUGACUUUUUAAAAUGUGCCUUUUGGGUUGGCCAGAAACCAGUAGGAAUAGCCCGGAGGACAGUGGAACAUUCUUGUUGGGAGGCGAGCACACGGUAGACUUCAGAUUCUUUCACUUCAUGGUUCCAUUCCCUCUGCCCAGCUCAGUGUGAGCAGCAUAAGCUUCUUCCUCCUUUUUUUUUUCUUCCCCUUUUCUCCCCUAACACUGACCAGAAAAACUAUCAUCUAAGCCUCUGUUCUUGCCUCUCAGCCAAGCUCAGCCCUAAGGAGUGCUAACCAAGUUGCUUGUCUGGAAGUUCCCAUAUCAUUUGCUAUACUUCCCUCUUUGGCAUUUCCCUGGCUGCUCUUGGGGCUACAUACGCUAGGUGGGGUGGUCAACUGACAGGACAAACAAAACUUGCUACGCCACAGGUCUGCGUGCCUGCCUUCUCAGAUACCCAAAAGAGAAAGGUUUUGAAUUUAUGAGAAGCAAGCACUGAGCGAACAAGGCUCUUGACUGAGCCACCUCUCUGUUGAGUAUUCCUCAUCUGAUUUCAGAAGCAGCAUUUUUCACAUAAGUAGCACUGGGGAAAUAAAAUCAUCUGUUUGGAGUGAAGGGACUCAUUUUUCUUUCAUCCCAUGUAAAUAUUUAAAUGAAACAGUAUUAACAUUUUCAUGCUGCUUCCCCUUAGCUUAUAGAUGGAGCCAUACUCCUGCCACCUCUCCUUCCUGGAGGCAGUUUUCUUUAACUUGAAGAAUAGUGAUUUAAAAAAACAAAGUAACCUAUCCUUACUUACAAGCAUAAUAGAUUGUAUUUAACUUUAUCACCUAUGAUAGAGAUAUAUAUAUGCUGUAAAAUGAGGGAAAGGAACUUUCUAAUAAACCAAUGAUUUGUGGAAACUUA
Molecule: messenger RNA, 6836 nt
Organism: Ochotona curzoniae (black-lipped pika)
Lineage: Eukaryota; Metazoa; Chordata; Mammalia; Lagomorpha; Ochotonidae
Gene: GPATCH8
Product: G-patch domain containing 8
Exons: 8
Coding region: 72-4580 (1502 amino acids)
Cellular component (GO): nucleus
Molecular function (GO): nucleic acid binding
Source: RefSeq, a predicted model, not a curated record